This is a messenger RNA of Orbicella faveolata, 2309 nucleotides long. RefSeq names its product centromere protein L-like. The record is from RefSeq and is a predicted model, not a curated record. Lineage: Eukaryota; Metazoa; Cnidaria; Anthozoa; Scleractinia; Merulinidae.
UGAAAAUUCGUUGCAAAAUGGCGGAGGGUUUGUCAACACCGUCCGAAGCAAAGUUUACUGGAAAAGGCAAGUCUACUCGCUCCGGUUCAAGGGCCGGAAACAGCAGUAAGUCUGCUCGCACGCCUUGGCUUUCAAGAAGGCACACACCGUACAUGAAAACACCAAAAACAGGCCGCACUUCGCGAAGCCAGCCAGAAAGUACACAAGUCAGAGAAAACAUUCGAUCACGUGAAGCUACGAGGGAAAUCGAUAGAAGUGUAUCAACUCCAAAGGUUUCCGAAAGAUCACCAAGUCUCAUUUCAAUAACGGAAGAAAGUUACGAACAAGCUAAAGGUCCCGUUCAAGAGAUUGUGGGUAAAACGCUUCGAGUUUACCAGACUUCACCCCUUUACAACUUUGCUCGCCAGGACAAGGCUGCUUUGAAAAGUUACGGAGAACAACUGUCCGCGAAUUUACAAUUAGACACAGAGAAACAACUGUUCAUUGAAGAAAGCGGUGACUUGAAAGAUAGAAGAUUCAAGGCAAAUUUCUCUGUUUUUAAAGAUCAUUCAGCUGAAGGGACAAAAUUUUCAGCUGUUAAAAUUGUCGUUUACAGUUUUGACACCUCGAAACCUACCCAAACAAAAUCGAUUUCUCCGAGUUUGACAACAGUGCUUUGCUCUGUUGGAAACGAAGAAGAACAGAGCAGCAGACUUCAAGAUAGCUUUACUUGUCUACCGAUCUGUCUAAUCAACGGGCCCGUGAAUCUUGCGAGAAGUUUGAUCAGCUGGUUCGAAAGCAAGUUUGACUGUAGGAUUACGCCUAUGACUUUUUCAUCCCUCGAUCUUGGUUGGUAUUUUUCACUUUGGGCUGGAAUGGCUUCCACUGGAAAAUCUGCACCGAUUGAGCUUUGCUAUGACGCGUCUUCAGUAAGCGGUCUUAGCAGAAUUCUUUUCAGCAUUGACAAGAAGGACGCCAGAGACCUUUGGGAGAGUGUUCACAGUAACAACUCGCUAAUUUUUACAGAAGAGGAAUCAACGACAUUUCUCAAGGCUUUAGAAUCUCACUUUUAUCAUCAUUUUAGAAUCAAUUUGGAAGGAUUACCUCUAACAAGGGUGAGGACAGCUAUUGCUUAUAUUGCUUCUGAAGGAAAGCUCAAGAUUGUUCAUCCUAGCUACACAGACCACAUUUUAGAACAACUUACAAAAGCUGCCUUGACAAAGGAGCUUUAUGGAAGACUGUGAAGAUAACAAGGAACAUGAAGACACUACAAAGUUGCUUUAAUUUUACCUUUUAAGAUUCUGAAGUAGACUCUUACACGUAUGUACACAGCUUCCUUACGACUUGUCACGCAAUCUUUCCUACCUAACGCUCGUUGUGUGACAAGACAACAGAAUGCCCUGAUAACAGGGAGCCCCCAUGAUCCAUGGACUACAGUUCUAGGACCGUCAAUCAAAUGUAAACAGGGACUUCUAGCUAUGUACACCAACAGAAUUUUUACAUGUUUUAUGGUAAUAAUAUUUUUAUUUCAUAGUCAACUUACAUUGUAUCUCCAUACUAGCAUGUAUGAAUUUGUAAAAUUUUAUUUCUUACUACAUAUAAAACAUGAGUUGGCAUAUGUUUUAUGCAAGGACUUUUUACAAGUAAGUUUUCUUAUUUAAUCAGCUAUUGUACAUAACACUAUUGCUAUCAAAGUAUCAAGCUCGAUUGAAGAGAAUAUUUGUUAAUAAAACUGCAUUGUAUCAACAUAGUAAGAGUGAAAGCACCUAAGAAUGAUGCAGUAAUGAUACAUUUUCUUGCUCUCCCAAAAUUCCAGUUGUGUUUCUAAGACUUGAUAGAAACACAGGGAAAAUGUUUCUAUUUUUUUUUUUUAAUUACAGAUUAAAAGGCCUGUCAUUAAGUUUUGAGUCACCUGUUGCAUUGAUCUUCACACCCAUAACAAAAUUGUUACUUUGUGGGUGAAUUCUGUCAACAACAGGUAAUGUUACCUGUAGCAUCGAGGGAAAAUCAAGCACACUGCCAUAACAGGUGUUACAGGUUUUGGCCCUUAACGACAGUCCUGGUUUAUGAUGAUAAGUGUUUAGUACAUUUAAAAGUGAUUUCCAUUUCACACAGUGCACUUGUGAGUGUUUGUUUUGUUUUAUGUAAGAUGUCACAAAAUGCAACAUUUCACAAACUCCUUACAUGAUGUAAAUUCAACCUUUAUGCUUCAUUAUUUAUGAUACUACUAAAUGAAACAACUUUGUAGCUGUAGAAAUCAAAGAAAUUGUUGGACAAAAGAAUUUAAAAUGUUACUAAUACUACAAAGACAUGGUAAGAGAUUGGUAAGA